AAUCUGAACUUGAAACUCUCAUUAGUGUUCGAGUCAGUAAAGAAGAAGGUGCAACAAAUAACUGUCAACAUGUCUGGACAUUCGCAUCCUUCUUGUAAGAUUGGUCCUUCUAUUUUGUGUGCCGAUUUAUCUUGCCUAGCCGACGAGUGUCGUAGAAUGAUGCAAAGUGGAGCAGAUUACUUGCAUUUAGACGUCAUGGAUGGUCAUUUUGUUCCUAAUCUUACUUUUGGACACCCAAUUGUUAAAUGUCUACGGCCGAAAAUGCCCGACGUCUACUUUGACAUGCACAUGAUGGUACAGAAUCCCGAGAAAUGGGUAGAAAGCAUGGCAGAUGCAGGAGCAAAUCAGUACACAUUCCAUGCUGAAGCUUGUGAAGACAUUCCCACUCUUUGUAGGAAAAUUCAAGAAUCUGGAAUGAGAGUUGGUGUAGGCUUAAAGCCUGGAACACCUGUUGAAACCAUUUUACCCUACUCAGAUCUUUUUGACGUAGUUUUGAUAAUGACAGUUGAACCAGGAUUUGGAGGUCAAUCUUUCAUGGAAGACAUGAUGAGUAAGGUCCAAUAUCUGAGGACAAAUUUUCCAUAUCUAGACAUUGAAGUUGAUGGUGGAGUUGGACCUAGCACUAUUGAUGUCUGUGCUGAAGCUGGUGCAAAUAUGAUUGUCUCGGGAACAGCAAUUACUGGUGCAUCUGAUCCAAGUCAAGUCAUUGCUCUUCUAAGAAACUCAGUUGAGAAUGCAAUUCAAAAAUCCCAGCUUGAACGCUAAACAUCUAUUGAUUAUGUCAACUUAGGUGAAUGGAUCUUACAAUAUUACAACUUCUUUGUCAUUUGGCUGUAAGUUAUAUUUGCACAUCAAAUACACUGUGUGAAAUGUU
This is a messenger RNA of Daphnia carinata, 874 nucleotides long. RefSeq names its product ribulose-phosphate 3-epimerase-like (gene Rpe). Gene Ontology annotation, cellular component: cytosol. The transcript has a single exon. NCBI's taxonomy places the organism in Eukaryota, Metazoa, Arthropoda, Branchiopoda, Diplostraca, Daphniidae. Gene Ontology annotation, molecular function: D-ribulose-phosphate 3-epimerase activity; metal ion binding. Bases 70 to 765 code for a protein of 231 amino acids. The record is from RefSeq and is a predicted model, not a curated record. Gene Ontology annotation, biological process: pentose-phosphate shunt; carbohydrate metabolic process; pentose-phosphate shunt, non-oxidative branch.